Colossoma macropomum (tambaqui) is the source of this 1814-nucleotide messenger RNA. RefSeq names its product deoxyribonuclease I-like 1 (gene dnase1l1). Gene Ontology annotation, biological process: DNA catabolic process. Gene Ontology annotation, molecular function: DNA nuclease activity. Gene Ontology annotation, cellular component: nucleus. The record is from RefSeq and is a predicted model, not a curated record. The transcript has 9 exons. The coding region runs from base 145 to 1086 and encodes 313 amino acids. NCBI's taxonomy places the organism in Eukaryota, Metazoa, Chordata, Actinopteri, Characiformes, Serrasalmidae.
CUGACUGAGCGUCUCAGCGCUCGACCUAGAAAGGGCGGAUCAGAGAUCUUCCAGUGAAAACACUGAGCAGAAAACCAGCCGUUCCAGAAUUCAGACUCUCACUGAAGCCGCUGAAGUGACCGGAUCUGAUAACUGAGGUCCAGUAUGACUCGUCCUCUAAUGCUGCUCGUCCUCAUUCACCUUUGUGGCCUGCUGGCCUGCCAUGGAUUCAAAAUCUGUGCCUUUAAUGUUCAGAGUUUUGGUGACUCGAAAGCAGCAGAUAAAAAAAUUUUACACACACUAACGCAGAUCGUGUCACGCUGUGAUGUGUGCUUGCUCCAGGAGGUCAGAGAUCACAAGAAGAAGGCCAUUCCUCAGCUGCUCAGGAGCCUCAACAACUUUGACAGCGGUCACCAAUAUGACUACGUGUCCAGUGGCCGUCUUGGCAGAUCACAAAUAUAUCAGGAGCAAUAUGUGUUUGUAUUCAGGAAGGACUCUGUGAGGCUGAAAGAUCAGUAUCAGUAUCCUGACAUGCAGAAAGGGGACGAGGAUGCUUUCGCCAGGGAGCCCUUUGUGGUGCGCUUCCAAGCACCUAAAACAGUGAUUGGCGAGUUUGUUCUGGUUCCAGUACACACAUCUCCCACAAACGCCACCAAAGAGAUUGAUGAGCUCUAUGAUGUCUUUGAGGAAGUUAGACAGAGGUGGAGGACGGAGGACAUGAUGUUUCUCGGUGACUUUAAUGCGGCCUGUGGAUACGUAGCCAAGAAGAACAGGAAGAACAUAAGACUGUACACUGUGUCCUCUUUCACCUGGCUGAUAGAAGACAAACAGGACACUACAGUGAGAGAAACCACUGACUGCGCCUACGACAGGAUAGUUGUGCAUGGAGAUCACUUUCUCGGAGCUGUAGUGCCAUUUUCAGCACGGCCGUUUAACUUUGCCAGGGAAUACCGUCUCACUGAGGAGGAGGCCCUAAAAGUUAGUGACCACUACCCUAUAGAGGUUGACUUGAAGACCCUGUCAGGAAGCACACGGGAAAGCACACCUCCGUACCUGCUACCUCUGACCUUUGGCUUCUUCGUCCUGUUGCAACUGAAUGCAGACUGAGGUGCUGAAGGUGGACAAUUUUCGAAGCCAGUAUAAGAUGAAAUAAUGCACUGAUGUCAAUACUUGAAUCUCCUCCAUGCCAAAAAUUUCACCAAAUCUAGCGGAUACACCAAGUGCCUUAAGUUAAAUUAUGAUAAUCCAAGUCCCCUCUAUGCAUUUCUCUACCUUUUGAGCUCAGGACUUUAAUACCUCAGCAACAAAUGAAUUUAAGUGUGUUUUUUAUACUUUGUAAUAAAAUGUUUUACUUUGUCAUGGAAACUUUUCAAUUCCCCUCCUCCCCUCUCAAUUAAAUAUUUUCAUAACCACAACAUGAUUAGUCACUACAUGGACAAAACCAGUUGAUCUAAAAGGGGUUAUAUACUGAAAUGCUUGAUUAAUCAUGACACAGCAGUUUGACUUUGCAUUACUGGACUCUUGACCUUAUUUCUUGUCAAAUGGAUAUCAAACAUAAAUGAAGGUCCAAAUACACCACCGAGAUGUGUACAUAUUCAUUUUCUUACUGAUCUCCCACAAGACUUGGAAAAAAAUCGGUUUUGAAAAAGCUUACAGCAAAAAAUUUAAAAACAAACACUGAGGCUGUAAUUUUUUGUAAUCAAAACACGGUUUGAUUUUAUUGACUACUUCAGAAAUCUGAGAGCCCUCUCUCACACAGCCAAUGAUCUGGCCAGUGUGAAGUGCUUAGUUGGCAUGCAGGGCCUUCCAGCGGGUCAGCGGUCCGCGGUUGGGGA